Messenger RNA from Mya arenaria, 11438 nucleotides. RefSeq names its product zinc finger CCCH domain-containing protein 13-like. The coding region runs from base 98 to 5443 and encodes 1781 amino acids. The record is from RefSeq and is a predicted model, not a curated record. The transcript has 21 exons. Lineage: Eukaryota; Metazoa; Mollusca; Bivalvia; Myida; Myidae. Gene Ontology annotation, cellular component: centriole.
CUACAAUCCGUUGAGUAGGGAGCUUGUCAAAACUAGUCUGAGUCUAAUAUGUUUUAUUUAAAUUUGCAUUUAUCAAUUUAGGAAUCAAGUAAAAGGAAUGAGUACUGCUUCAGCUGAGGUAGCUGGGACCCAAGAGGAGGAAGGCACUGUUGUUGAACAUGGGGAAAGGGACAUUACUCCAGGGGAAUCUUCAGAUGGUGGGGCAUCAGGUCAGGUGUCAGAAAGUGAGAGAUCAUCAGAGGUCAGCAAAACAGCUGGCCAAGAGAAGGGAUUGGGAGAUGGAGCAGCUGAUCUGGACAAAGAUAUUGAUGCCAUGAUUGAUAUCAAUGUUCAGAAUGGUCAAGUAGAUCCUGAUGAUUGGAAUAUUGAGAAUAUCAAUGUAGACCUAUCAGCCAGUUCAACUAUAAAUGUUCUUGUUCCCGAAAACGCUUCAGCUGAUACUGGAAUUGAACGAGACAGUGGUGGUGAAGUUGGUGCUGAUAAUGCAGCUGCUGGAAGAGAUGUAACUGAUGCAGCAUCUGAAAUAUCUGUGACUAGUGAUGCCACAGAUAGUAGCUUAUUAGCUGAAGCAGUUGUAAAAAAGGUCAUAGAUUCUGCUGUUAGCCUUAUCAAAGCAGAUCAGGUUGAAGAGGAUGACACUACUGACAAUACAGACGGAAAUACUGCAAUAAAUGUUGCAAAGGUUGGGUUGUUUCAGUAUGGGGCUGAUUCUGACAAAGAAGAAUCAGAAGAGACUGAUGAUGAGAUUAGUGAUGUUAGUGGUGGAGAAAAUGGCAGUAAAGAUGGUAAAGAAAAGUAUGAUCAUUCUGGAGAUACUGCUGUAGGUUUGUUCCAGUAUGCUGAUAUGGAAGAAACUGAUAGAUCAAAAAGUCCUGAAGUUAGUGAAUUGGAUGAAAAUGAAGAUGAAGUUGUUGAUUCAAUGAAUGAUGAAGAAAAGGCUAACAUAAUGAAACUGUAUGGUUUAGAAGAUGUGGAAGAAGUUUCCCCAGCUUCGCCUAAAUCAGCUUCAUCGUCUGAAAAUGGUGAUGGCCAAAGUGCUUUUGAGAACAAGAAGGAAGAAACUGUCUUCGAUGUUCAAAGACAAGUGUAUGAACCACAAGCGAGAUCCUUUUCUGUGAACAGAGAUCCCAGUACAACUGAUUCUUCUCCUAGACUGGAUAGUCAGGAAGGGUUUGGUAAACCAGAGGGGAGAGAAAAGUCAGAAAUAGAUAUUGAGCUAGAAUUCAAUGAGAAACACUUUGGUGACGAGCAAGAAUUUGAACAAAGUAUUGAAACUGAAAAUGCAAAAAAGGCUUCUAUGUCACCUCCGCUAGUUCAGUAUGAAUCUGUCACAGAAAAUGGUAAAUUCAGGAUUAUCAAAACUGCAAAAGAUAGUGCAGGAAUCAGAGUCGGAGCGGACUUGCUUUCACCAAAAGUGUCUCCAAAAACAUCACCAAGAGACUCUGAACAAAGUGAUGAAAAAAAUGAAGUCAAAUUGAACAAAAGAAGUGAAUCUCAUGACACUGUUGAGAGAAAGAAAGAGAAGGUUGCAGAAGUUGUUGAAGAUGUUCUAGGAGCUGAUAGAAUCAAUGUUGAAUCUUGGAAAGUUGAUGAUAGAGGGAGGAGUGAUUCCCACCAGCUGGAAACUGAAUCGUCUUUGGACAUGGAGAAAAUCAGAGCUCUGCUUGCUAAAGAAAACCAUCUAGAUGAAGUUGGAAGGCCAGGCAUAAGUACAAGAGAAGAUGGCAGUGGCCAGCGGGAUUCUGGGAAGAGUCCACUGUCCCACGGGGAACAUGCCAGGAAGGACAGGUCUUAUGAGAAGGAUGAAAGUGACCGACUGGCAUCAGACAGCCGAUAUCUGGAGGUCACUGAUAGUCAGUACUUACAGGACACUGACAGAUACGCAUCCUAUGACAGUACUAGAGAUUCUAGCCGGUUCCAAUCCACUUAUGAGGAGGAGCUGUUAAGACGAGCAUAUGACCGGGUACCAGAUACUACAGGAAGUCGAGACAUCACAGGAAGUAGGGAUGUCACAGGAAGUAGAGACAUUACAGGAAGUAGGGACACCAGUAAAAACUCUGCCCACUCUAGGUCACAUGACUCAGGGGUCAUACCAGGUUUCAAGACACUGCAGCAGCAACAGGCCAAGUGGACAGACAUGUUUGAGACUCUGGAAAACGAUCAUCGUCGAGACUUGAGAUCACAGUAUGAUCGACACCAGUAUAACAUUCAACGUCUACAACAGCAGAUGGAACAUGAGCUCCAGAAACAACACUCUGCCAUUCGGAAGAAACUUGAUAUACACAAGGAAGCACUGGCUGGCAUGUCGCCUGAUGAGCAACUUGAAACGAGGAGAUAUCACAGUCAUGAAGGUGGGGUCCCCUCAGAUGUUAGAACAAGGUCACCUGAUAUGUCAAGGUCAUCCGGCGAAAAAUCAGGUAGAGAUAAUGUAACAGCCCUUAGAAAUUCAUUUGAGUCCAAAUCCUGGCGUGAAAUUUACCAGGAGAUGAGAGAUGAAGUUGAUAGAACCCCUUCCCCACGAUCUGCCAGGCGUUCACCUGACAAUGACCUUGAAAGUAGCCUAGGAAGGCCACAACAAUCAGGACGAAGGUCACCUCCCAGAGGUCGCAUUGAAAGGUCACGGUCACCCAGUGGGGAAGGGUCGAGCAGAGAGAGGUCGUAUGAUAGAGAGACAAUAGGUGUGAGUGCUAAAUAUUUCAAAGGUGAAAGGGAAAGGUCGUUGGAGCCUGAAAGAAGUAGGGAAAGGUCACCGGAAGGGCAAAGGUCAAGGUCAGAGAAAAGCAGAGAUUCAGUGUCUCCCCAUGUCAAAGACCUGUUGGACACUCUCAAUGAUAGUCGGUCCAGCCUGAGGGGCCUCCAAGAGGGGGAUCUUGCCACAGAGAGGCCCAGAGCAGGGGUCUACAGCAGUCCUAUGCCCCUUAUGGGCAGGAUGACCCAAAGUGUCAGAGCCGAGCCAGUCUCCAGCAGUAGAGAUACGACCCGAGAUUCCACCCGCCUGACCCGGUCCCUGCAUGAACCCGCGCACAUCCCAGGAUUCUCCAUGGACAGGGCAGAGUUGUACGGAGGAGAAGAUAGACGCAGGCAGGAACUGAACGACUCUGUCCGAAGUGAUGACUCCCAGCUCUCGUAUAACACACGCAUUAACUUAAGAGAAAAACAUGCCAAGCAUCUUAACGACCUACGCGCCUACUAUGAAGAUGAGCUACGUGAGCUGAGACGAGCCCUCUCGGAUGCGCUUGAAGGAACUACUGUGAGUGCUGACGUUUCAGUACAUUCAACCGCACACUCACAGUUACUAGAGGCGGAAAACAAGCACCUGACGUCGCGUAUACAUGGCCUUGGGGAGGAGCUGGAUAAAUUGCAUGAGAAGCUAAGGACCAUGGAACAGAAGAACGCUGGCCUUGAAAAGAGAGCAAGUGAAUAUGCAGCAGCCUACACUGACUCGAAGACAAUGGGCAUUCAACAUCGAGCUCACAUCGAGGAGUUACAGCGAUAUUGUCGGGAACGGGAUGAGUUGAUUAACGAGCUGGAAUCCCGCGUGACAUCUGCAGAGGAUGGUGCGAAGCUGUAUAAGAAGAAUCUUGAGGAAGAGAUGGAGCUUAGGAGACAGGAUAAGAUCUCUCUGCAAAGGAUGGUUAAUCGUUACGAGUCACUAGAGCAGGAGUUCAAACUUCUCCAGGAGACAAUGUCGGCCACGGAGAACAAGCUAUAUGAGACGCGUACGGACGUUGUGGAGCUGAAUAGAACCAUAUCAAAACUGGAACUUGAAAACAAGAGGCUGGGACGUGAAAAUGACAACCUUCGACACAAAGUUACACAGUCACUCAAUCUGUCUACCCUCCAUGACUCCUUUGGUGGCCCUGCCUCCCCAAGGGAUGCCCAUCCUGCAAGGAGAUCAAAAUCCCCACCCCCAACCAACAUCAACCAAUCACAUUCCAGCAAAACCCCGCCAGAACCCACAACUGACCAUCGGGUCCCAAUGUUUGCCACAAGCAUGAAUGAUUGGACUCCAAUCAUACAGAAGUCUAAAGGCAAAACUCCAACUUCUGCUGUAGACCGGUCUAGACUGGAUAAAUCUGGUUCUUCUAGCUUAACUGAUCUAACUAGAGAACAGAGGAGUUCCAAAUCAAAGAAGGUCGAAGAGUCACCAUCAUUGAAAGGGAGACAACCUUCAAAGUCAGCCAGAUCAGCAAGGGAAGAAACUGUUUCAUCAAGGGAGGAUGUCUCUCACAGAUCACAGACAAGACCAAAAACCGCCCCUGAAGAGCCGACAAGAGACAGACCUCGACUAAGGGAGAUAACUCCUCCAAGAGCCAUGUCCCCGGCCAGUCAGGCCGACUCUGAGGUGUCUGAUUACUCGCCCCUGCUCAAGGCUGAACGGGAUCUUUAUAAGCUACGAGAUAUGAUGAGACAGGCUGUAGCAGUUAAACCAUCAUUUUCACCACCACCUUUGAAGCUGCAGAAGAAAUUUUACGGCAGUGAACGGCCUAGCCAGAAGGAUGAAUAUACACCUGAACUAGGUGUUGCAAGGGGAAGAAAGGAAAGCCCAGCCCUGUCAGGCCACGGCAAGUCCAAAUCCAGCCAGACCCCGUCUAGAGCUGAUAAGCCUAGUGGAGAAAAAUCAUCAAGCAGAAAAUCUGGGUCCAGCAAGGGAGAAAAAGGGUCAGAGAAAGGAUCCAAGUCUAGGGAUCGGGGUGAAAGGGACAGGAAAAGGGAUGAUGAGAGGAAAAGGGAUUAUGAAAAGAAUAGGGAUUCAGAAGAAGGCAAAGUAAAGGCCAGGGAGAGGCAGAAGGAUGAAGAUAGCAGGGAAAGGAGUAAGGAUGGCGAACCUACUAAAUCUAAGGAUAGAGAUAGGAGAAGAGAUCGAGGGGACAGUCCUGUGAGAAAUGGUGAUAUUAAUAGCUCUACGAGGUUUAAUAUCGACUUCAACGAGGAUAUGAAGACCGUGACGGUGACUCCAAGAAAGAGGGACAGCCAGUCCAAUAAACAAAAGAAUCUCAGUGAGGCCGGGGUCCAGACUAGAGACGGGGAACCAGGCAGGACAAAUGGGGAAAGACAAGCAAAUGAUGGGGAUUCCCAGGUGGCCAAUACCUUGGAUCUUAUGAGGAACGGUCAACUGACCACUCGGCCAGGCUGGGAAAAUGUCUACACUUCCAUGGCUAUACCUGCCCCCAGCCAGCAGCCCACAGCAAAAACCAUGGAGCAGAGAGUGACUGAACGUCUGCGUUCCAUCGCUGAGAUGGAAACUCGCUAUGACGGUCUACAGGUGGAGAAAGUUCAGCUGGAGUCAUCAAUCAACAAGAUCCCCAUGCACGGACGCGUUGACAGACAAAAUAGGAAGCAUAAGGAAGAACUUGAGGAAAGACUCGAUGAUGUUGUGAAAGAGUUAGGCUCCCUCAGGAUGUCCCUAAAACGCUACAACGUUCUCAAGACCGCCGGCUAGCUGCAACAUUUUUGUAGCUUACAUUUAUAGAGAUAGAAAAGGUUCUUGAUGUUUCAAAGGCCAGUUGAUUGACCAUUUUUGCUAGACCAGACAAAAGAAUUUUUAGGUUCUCAUUAAUUUUUGACCUAUUUUAAUCAAAAAUGCUUGUAGCCGUUUUUGGUUCUGUUUCCCGGAUUUUUUACCACAACUAAAGAAAAACACAUUUUAGGCGGGGUCAGGUCGAGUGAUGAGGGGGUGGGGUCUGACAAGAUACUGGUGGCAGUGAGAAUCUAAAGAAAUAUUUGUUUUGGCCUAAGUGAAAAUGCGUCGAUCUCCUGGUCGUUUGGCUAGAUGGAAUCUUUGCUAGCAAACUAUGUAUUGGCAUUUUUCAUGCAACCAGAUAGGGCUUUUUUUUACGUUUGAAUCUUAAAACCAUCGGAUCUGAUUUAGUCGAUGAUCAAACCUUUCUGAUUGGUCGAUGAUCAAACCUUUCUGAUUGGUCGAUGAUCAAACCUUUCUGAUUGGUCAAUGAUCAAACCUUUCUGAUUGGUCGAUGAUCAAAUCUGUACAUGCAACUUUAGAAUAAUUCAUUUACAUUCCAAUGUCAGUGUAUCAUAAAUGUGCACAGCAUUUUACAAUCUGUUCUGUGUUAAUUGUUUAUUUCAUCAGCAUUUUAUUUGUCUUGCCAUUGAGAACAAAUGUAUAUUACAUUUUUUGCUUAAGUAUGUCAUUUAUCAUUAGGCUAAAGUUUAAAAAAAUGAAUGAGUUUUUACAUUUUGAAAAUCGAAAAGAUUCAAAACAGUUUGCAGUUAUACACAGAACUAUAGGAGAUCAAACUGCAUAACUGCACAGUGUUGUAUUGUUUUCAGAUUGUUUACCCUGUUGAUAUUACAUAUACUCAGAGUACUGUUUUGUUUACAAGCAAAUACAGUAGCAUUGAAGAUACGAUUGUUCUUGUAAAGAUAUAAUUAUCAUUUUGAAGAAUGGAAUUUUUCAUUUGAAUACAUGAUUGUUGAUUUGAAGACAUAUUUGUUCUUUGAAGACAUAGUUUUUCUUUGAAGACAUGAUUGCCUUUGAAUACAUUAUUGUUAUUAUGAAGACACAAUUGCUAUUUUGAAGAUACAUUGGUUGUGUUUUAGACGAAAAUGAUGUUUGUAACUUCUGAACGGUUAUGGGCACAAUUUAUCGAACAAAAUCUGUGAUAUUUUAAUGUUGUCAAAUAUUUUUUGACAGUAUUGUGCUAUUUGUUCAUAUUAAGAAAUGGUGUAUUUUGCCACUACUAAUGUUUAGAAUUCUUAUACAUGUAAAAACCAUUGUACAGUUCACUAGUGACAUAAUGUUGUCUGAAUAGUCUAUUGAAACAAACCAUCAUUAAAGGUAAGAAUAGACUAAUAUUCAAGCCUGCCAACUCCUCAGACUCAAAUUUAAGUUAACUCCUCAGACUGAAAUUCAAGCCAAUUCAUUAGACUAAUAUUCAAGCCAUAACUGUUAUAACUAUUUACGGCACUUGUAAUCAUAUUUUUACAUUAGCAGUGCCUAAUUGUAGAUGGUUACGUUGUUUUCAUUAAUGUUGGGUUUUUUCAAUUUAUUUAUUUAUUUCUUGUCUAUAUUUGAAUGAUCUAUUGUUGUUUUACUGACAUGUAUAUGUUCUUGGACAGAUUUUUGAGACAUUGAUUUUUUUUCCCUAUAUACAUGUAUUAGGGGCCUCGUGAUUGAUCUUAGAAUGUUUGUUACAAGAUAUCAACAUAUAAAAUACAAUUUGUUAUGUAAUUUGAAAACUUAACUGUUUUGAACAUUUUGUUGAAAUUCUUUCUUUUGAAUAAAACACAAUCUCUUUAUUGGCAUAAAAGGUAUCACAUUUAUUUUCAUUCAAUACAGUUUUUAAAUAAUUUUUCGAAAAUAGAUAAAAAUGUUUAUCACCUUGACAAAUUUUUAUCUGUGAAAGUGAACAAGUUUAGUAAAUUUAUAACAGCAAUAAUUUUUUAUACCAUAAAUACAAACCUGAUGAUUAACAGAGCUAGACAUAAAAACAUCGCUAUAUAAUAAGCUUAUUUUCUAUGCUUUUCAUUUAUGACAUCAAGUAAAAAGCAAGUAAUGUUUAAAAAAUAUAUAUAAUUUACUUUAUUUCGUAAUGACUAUAGAUGUUAUUUAUGAUAUAAAAUAAAUGGAACUUAUGAAGCGAGCUUCUAUCAAUGUGGUUAGCAGAAUGUCCCUAGUAUUUUGAUUUUUAAUUGAGUUUUUUGGUGCUAGUCAGUCAUAGAUAGUUUGUUUUUUUGAAGUGCAUUGUAUGAUUUGAAGUAUUAGCAACAGAUGUCUGUAUCAUAAAUGACAGAUGUAUGAUUUGAUUUAAAGAUUUAAAAGGCUCUUUGUUGCACACAUAGUAAUUAAAGAAAUUGUUAGUUUGCACCAUAAAUCAUCGUUAGCAGCCCUGGUAUUUUUUUCAAUUUACACCACAUAACAUGGGAAAAUUUCAUUAUGACAUUUGAGAGAAAACUUUUCCUCCAAUUAAAAUGCAUGUUACAAUUAAAUACUUUUCAAGAUUAAUCUUGAUGUCAUACUGUCAGAGGUUUUGUUACUAAAUAUAGAAAAUAUCUCAUAAAGUUAUUUCAUUGGCGUAGAUCAUGAAGAGGUUCCUUUUGGCACCAAAGAAACUGCCUUAUUAAUUAUUCAUGAUUAAAAGAUUUUGCUUGUGAAAUGUCCAAGGAUACUCGCUAAAGCAGGGCAUGACAGUGUACCGGGGAGGUGCGACGAGCUAUUAAUAGUUUUCAGUUCUACAUGUACUUUGCCUAGAUUAGAACCAGUGGUCAUUUAACCUUACCUCAUCCUAUCAUACAAUAUGCAGUGUACUAUUUUUUUACCUGAGAUAUUUUAUGUACUUGUGACAAAGACUGUCACCAUUUUGACAAUAUUUGGUUUCAUUGGCUUGUCUGAUUCUCAAAUCAAAACAUUGAAGUGCUGUGUAAUUGUCAUAGCCCUUGUGGCAUUCUUUGCUUGUCUCAUGUUUCGAAGAAAGUAUUGUCAUUAUAAGCCUUGGUGUCAUUUUUGGUGUCAUCUCAGUGCGAAAACUUUAAUAUUGGCAAUAACUAAAAAAGUUUUCAAGAUUUUUAAAUGAAACUUGUUAAACAUGUUGCCAGAGACUUAUGAUACGCACAUAUGUAGCAAGUCCUAUAACUCUUGCUAAAACAUUUCUCCAGUUAUGACCAUUGCUCAUAGCAGGUCCUAUAACUCUUGCUAAAACAUUUCUCCAGUUAUGACCAAUGGUCAUAGCAGGUCCUAUAACUCUUGCUAAAACAUUUCUUGAGUUAUGACCAUUGGUCAUAGCAGUCCUAUAACUCUUGCCAAAACAUUUCUCGAGUUAUGACCAUUGGUCAUCUGAGAAAUAACAGAUGAGCAUUGUCAUUCACCAGCAGUGCUCUUGUUUCAAGAAUCUCUUCAGGAAAUAAAUGAAUUCAUUAUAGAAAUUGAAUGUACUUUAUGCAGUCUUAUAAAUGCACAAGCUAGCAAGUUUUGGUAUCCAUGAGAAAAUGUGUUAAUUUUUUUAAUUUAUCAUAGUUCCACUAAAUAAUUUGAGGUUUUUAAAUUGUUUAACGGUGUGGUUUGAAAAGUUUGGUGUUGGAUUUUUUAUUUGAAAUUCAAGACGUUUUUAUUUAAGAAUUGAAACAUCUUGAAGUUUGAUAGUAAGUGUACUAAUAAGUUCAGACAAACAGUUUUGUUAUGGAAAUUAAGAAAUAACAUUACCUUGAUUUUGUGAUUGUCAGGACUUUAUCGUAAAUUUUGUGUUUGUAUUUGUAACAUUGUUUAAAAUAACAGACAAAGUUUAUAAGCCAGUAAUGGUCAAAGUUUAUAAGUAUUUACCAAAUUAAUGGUUUUAGUGCGACUGUUUAAUGUAACACAUUCAUUAAAAUUCGGUAAAUACAUACUAAUAACCCUUUAACCAGCUUAGUGUUCAAUAUUAUAUUUCCUCUACUGACCCAGCCUCUGUUUAAAUUUAGUGGUUCACCUUAUUAAAAGCAAGAAUGGCUGACUGCUGAUUAACAAAAUAAUUUGUACUGCAGAUUUGAAAAUUACCAGUACUGUCAUUAAAAUGAACAAAAUGUAAUUUGAAACACUAAGUCAUUAUGAAGAAGUGUGAAAAGUACAGUAAGAAUCUCUCAGUAUUUAAUCAGAUUUCCAUGCAACUUAAGACAUAUUAUGUAAAUAAGAGGCUUAUAAGAGAUUAGUUUUAAUAAGUUUGAAAACAGUUUUUAAACAGUGUUACAUCUAGAUAUUUUGUACUCAGAUCGAAGUGUCAAAGGAUUUUAAAUUACAUCCAACAAGUUUGAUCAUGGUUUAUUAAUGCUAAAAAAUAAGUAUUUUUAAGCGAGUUAGUUUGUUUUUUCCACUGACUUGGCACUUUCCAAAGCAUGGUAUUUGUGUAUCAUAUUCUAUUGUAAAUGUUGUGUAAGCUUUUACCAUAAUAAUUUAUAUAUACAGUUGGUAUUCAUAACUCCUAAGAUAGAAUUCAAGCUGAUUCAGAAAGAUUGCUUCAUGUAUGUUCACAUGAUUAUUUAUUUCAUUGAUUGUAUAACAUAUGACAUUAAACUUUUAAACCUGCGUCAAAAUAUUCACAUUUAAAUUACAAGAUUAUGGAUUACAAUGAUAAUUAAAACAUAAUUUUGACAAUCAUCAGUACGGAUAAGCUGAUUUGCAGAUUUAUUACUCUCAACUGCUUUUUUUUUAAAUCAAUAAUCAAGCUAGUGCAUGUUACUUUACAAUUCUGAAAUCAGUUAACUUUAAGGAAUCAGACCCAUGAAGUCUUUAAGAAAUUAAGCUAUUUCUGUUAUAGCUCUGUUUACCAUUAUAAAUGUUGAUAGGGCUUGUAUUCAGUAUUGUUCUUAAUUGGAUCUGAGAGCGAUGUAGCUAAUCGGAUUACUUGUUAUUAAUAAAUGACCAAUAGAGUAAAUGAAGUCAAUGAUGUGUGACCCUAAGAUUAACUUAAGUAGCAUAUGGAAUACCACCCUAGAUGACCCCACGUAAUGUUGAAAUCAUUUGUAAGGUUAUUGCAAUUACUAAUAUCCGAGACCAAUAAUUCAUCAUUCUUCCAGCUUAUAUGGAAACUAAAUGACAAAAAAAAACAUUAAACAUUCAUUAAAUCUGUUAUUGUAAUUUGUAUACUCAUUCUUUAUUUCAACAGUAACCUGAUGUGAAAUUACCUGUUAGCAACUUUAUUUAUCCACGGCCAUAAAGCUUGUUUGUUAUUUUGUUUUCUGACAAGUUUUUUCAUUUUUGUUUUCUGCACAUAAAACUUUCAAAUGAUACCAAACUUCUACCCGGUAUGCAAAAUUUACACACUUGAGGGUCUUAUACCUUAAAGCUGCACUCUCACAGGUUGACUGUUUUAACAUCUUAUUUUUGUGAGUUGGAAUUUGCGAAUUUUUGCGUAAAUGUCUGCAAACCAAUGAUAUAAGACUACUGACAAAAAAUCAGAUCAAAGGUUUUCAUAUUUGUGUUAAAAAUUGGAUGUUUAAUGCAUUUUUCUUAAUGUGUUAGUGACGCCUUUAGCUAUAAAACAUUAAGUUUCGAACGGAAAUAUGAAACACUGCGAUCUGAUCUUUUGUCAGCAGUCUUAUAUCACAGGUCUUCAGAUAUUUAGAAUUGGCUCAUUUAGAAAAAAUGGCUCAUUCCAAGACAAAAAAUAAAAAAAGUUGUCAAAACGGUAAAUCUGUAUAACAGUGCAGCUUUAAAAGCCUGCAUUAGUACUGAUAUGCACUGUUUAAUUUUACCAUUUAUUUUUGAAUAUCUUUAAUCUGCUUGCCAUUGUAACAGUUCAUGACCCCAUUGUAGAUUUUUUAAACAGUUAUGUUAGAUAUGCACAUGUAAUGUAGUGCGAUUUACAAACUGUUAUCUGCUUCCUUAUUCUCACCGAUUUGUGACGUCCAGGCAGCUUGUUUUCUAUAACCUUGUCUUUGUAACACUGUAGAGAUUGGUUGUUUAUGACCUAGAUAAUGAUGUUCCGUAUUAAAAUAAGUAAAACUUG